UGUUUCUGUUCCACUCAGUCACCGUGCUACCAGCGUGUUGUAAAGGUGUGCAAUGUUGUGAUUCGUCGUAAAUAAAAGCCCGUUUGUGUUACGUUGUGAUAAAACAUAAAGCAUAGAAAAUAAUUGAAAAACGUGUGAUACUUGUGAUAUAUUUGAUGUUAUUCGUUAAAGUUUCGUAACAGCAAGAAUUUUUCGUGCAGUCCUUGAGUUGGAGGCUCUAUCGUGACGCUUUCUGUCUUUUGGUUUACACAGCGCCAAUUAACAUCAAUAUAAUAAAAAGAGCUGAAGUACCCUGAGUCGGUCAUGAUGGCGCCCAGCGUGUUCCAGCGGAACAAGUCCCCCCGGGCCUCCCCCGGAAACUUGCCCAGGAAACUACAGAACGGGUCACCAUCAACCAGCCGACCUGACGCUGACUCCAGCCCCGGCGACUCCAUCUCCGACACAGAGAACUUCGAGUGCUACGGCGAGGCCGACGCCGACGCCCCCGCCAACAACACAUUAGAAAACGGCACGCAGAGUCCCCGCAAUCAGCUGAACCGGCACUCCUGGACAAGGACUAGCUUACGGAGAACACCGCCCAGCCACCAAGAGAAUCUGCCGAAUAGGCGAUGGGGCUCCAUGCGACACUCGGGGAAACGCCAAAUCGGUUCAAAUGUGCUAGCCAGCCAAUUGUACCGGUCGUCGUCGUUCAACUCGUCGGGCUGCGGGUCGGGGGGCGAGCCGGCGGACGACAUGUACUCGGACGUCUCGCUGGAGGAGGAUGUACAGGGACUCAAUUACAAGGUGCAACUGCUGCAGCAGCAGGUGACGACGCUGGCGGACACACAGAGCUCCGCGGACGAGCGGUACGCGCGGGCCAAGGCCGACAACGCCGUCCUCCAGGCCAAAGUCAACAUGCUGGAUGAGCAAAUACGAGAGAUCGAAUGCCGCUGCGAGGAGCGGAUAGCGGAGGAGCAGAGGCGGUGUCGGGACGCCAUUUUGCGGGUGGAGCGGGAGCGGGACGCGCAGAUCGCGGUGCUCAACGACCGCUUAGCGAGCGCGGAGGCGGAGGCGUCUGAUCUCAAACAGGAGGUGGGAAGACUACGCGGUGUAGCGGAAACACUACGAGCGAACGCGGAGGCGUGCGCGACUCGCGUCCGCGAAGCGCAGGAGGCGGCACAAGAGAGCGCCACCGCGCUGACAGCGGCGCGGGAAGCGGAGCGGAAAGAGCGAGACGCAGCUACCGAGGCGCGCGCCGCUCUCGCUCUAGCACACGCGGAGUUACGCGCGCUUUCCGCCGCGCCACCGCCAGCACCGGAUCCUAGACUAGAUGAGCUCAGACAGGAACUGACGUUGCUGCGGACACAGAACAAAUCAUUGACAGAAGCCCAAGAGGAGCUCCAGGCGCAGAUACUGACGCGUGGUGUGGAGGAAGGCAGGAGUCUGCUCGACGGAGUCAGCGGCCCGCUAGUCGCGACCAACUCUCUGGCACACGAGCUGUCGCAGAUGAGUGAUGAUGAGCCCGUUGGUAGCACACAAUCUGAUCACAGCAUAGAAAUGGAAAAGUUGCAGAAAGCUCUGAAAGAACAACAAGACGUGAACGUUCAGCUGAGGAACUACAUUGACGGCAUACUGUUGUCCAUAGUCGAAAACUACCCGCAGCUACUCGAAGUCAAGUAUCAAAAACCCGACGUUAAGUCAUAACAAUCAUAAUAAAAUAUUGAGUGCACUAUAAAAUUAAAAACUUGAUCCAUUAGUAAUAAAUUAUUUAUACAGCGAAUGAUCUGGUUGUCUCUGUCAAACGCAUUGGAAAUGUCACUUGAUAGAUAAAGACAGCGGAUCUUUAACAGCUGUUAGAUAUCUUUAUUAGUAAGUGGGUUACUGUUUAUUAGGGCCUUAAUAUAAGGAUAAGUUGAUAAAAUCAGCAGUGAUGUUGCACGAUCUAGAAUGUCAACUUCAAAUUAAUCUACUUCUCGUAAACAUUAUGCUAUUUUUUGCAUUUAAAUUAGCUUAUUUAGACCAGUAAAUGCAAAACAUAUCAAUAAUAAGACAAUAAUAGAAAUACUGCUUACGAGAAUAACAAUUUACAAAUAUUACUUAUUGGUUUAUCCUAUCAUAAUAAUUUUCAAUUAAUUAUAUUGUUUAAUUUGUGGCUUUUGAAAAUAUUGACAUAGUUUUUUAAAUAUUUAAGAAUACCAAUUAGGAUAGAUUACUAAACAUCUCCAUUCUCCACUAACUACGUACA
Molecule: messenger RNA, 2224 nt
Organism: Aricia agestis (brown argus)
Lineage: Eukaryota; Metazoa; Arthropoda; Insecta; Lepidoptera; Lycaenidae
Product: rab11 family-interacting protein 4-like
Exons: 13
Coding region: 304-1683 (459 amino acids)
Biological process (GO): regulation of cytokinesis; endocytic recycling
Cellular component (GO): recycling endosome membrane; midbody; endocytic vesicle
Source: RefSeq, a predicted model, not a curated record